Messenger RNA from Carya illinoinensis, 742 nucleotides. Its product is annotated as UDP-glucose flavonoid 3-O-glucosyltransferase 7-like. Lineage: Eukaryota; Viridiplantae; Streptophyta; Magnoliopsida; Fagales; Juglandaceae. The coding region runs from base 120 to 470 and encodes 116 amino acids. Gene Ontology annotation, molecular function: UDP-glycosyltransferase activity. The record is from RefSeq and is a predicted model, not a curated record. The transcript has 2 exons.
GAACAGCUUCUACGAGCUCGAGCCAGAUUAUGCAAAUCAUUACACAAAGGUUUGCGGAAGAAAGGCAUGGUAUAUAGGCCCAGUUUCACGCUGCAACAAGGACGCUGAAGACAAAGCUAAUGGAGAUUGCAAUGGGUCUUGAGGCUUCGGGGCAGCAAUUCAUCUGGGUUGUGAAGAAAGACAAAAAUGAAAAAGAAGAUGAAGAUUGGUUACCCAUGGGAUUUGAGAAGAGAAUGGAAGGUAAGGGACUGAUUAUAAGAGGUUUGGCACCCCAAGUUUUAAUUUUGGAUCAUGAAGCAGUGGGAGGAUUUGUGACACAUUGUGGGUGGAACUCGACAUUAGAAGGAGUGACUGCUGGGCUGCCUAUGGUGACAUGGCCAUUGUUUUCUGAGCAAUUUGUCAAUGAGAAGUUAGUGACUGAGGUAUUGAAGAUUGGGGUUCCUGUUGGUGCUCAGCAAUAUGUUGAUUAGAGUAGUAAUGAUAAUCCUAUAAAGAAGGAAGCAAUAGAGAUGGCAGUGAGGCAACUCAUGGAAGGUGAAGAAGCAAAGGAAAUGAGAAGCAGAGCCAAAGAACUUGGGGAGAUGGCAAGGAGAGCCAUAGAAGAAGGUGGAUCAUCUUAUUCCCAUUUGAAUGCUUUUAUUGAAGAGUUAAAGGCCCUCCACAAUUAAGUAUGUUGGAAUGAAUGGAUAUGGAUUUUUUUACUGUUCUAGUCGCCCAUUAUAUGGGUAAAUUUGUUGAAAUA